GGAGGAGAGGGGCCGGUGCAGUUGCUUGCUUGCGACAGUCAGGAUAGGCUGAGUUUGGAGCUCCCUGGCUCAGCAGCAGCAAUAGCAGCACUAGCAGCAACUGCAGUAGCAGCUACAGCAGUCGCUGCUGAUCCGUGGUCCCUGCCUUGGACACCACCUGAGAGAUGGAAGAAGAGCUCGACAUAGAGAGCCCCAACCAGGUGGAGGUGGGCAUGGAGUCACUGCCCGAACCCGCCCUGAUCAGGAUCCUGGCAUCCGUGCCUGCGGGCGAGUUGGUUCUGGUGUGCCGGCUGGUGUGCCUGCAGUGGAAGGCCUUGGUGGAUGGGGCGGCUCUCUGGGUCCUCAAGUGCCAACAGGAGGGGCUGGCUGGCAAGGAGCAGGCUGAGGAGGAGAAGGACAACUGGCAGGCCUUCUACUUCCUGAGCAAGAGGAAGAGGAACCUACUCAAGAAUGUUUGUGGAGAAGAAGAGUUUGAGUCCUGGGGAGAGAUGGAGCACGGUGGGGACGGUUGGAAGGUGGAGGAACUCCCUGGGGACAACGGUUCUGAGUUCUCUGAUGACAGCGUCAAAAAAUACUUUGUCACAUCCUAUGAAUGGUGUCGCAAAACUCAGGUUAUUGAUCUGCGGGCUGAGGGCUACUGGGAGGAGUUGAUGGACACCACUCAGCCUGACAUAAUAGUGAAGGACUGGUACUCGUCCCGGAGCGAUGCGGGCUGCCUGUAUGAGCUGUGCGUGAAGCUGCUGUCGGAGCAUGAGGACGUCUUGAUGGAGUACAAGAGUGGCACGGUGGCUGUACCUCAGGAUGAUGCCAGCUGGAAGGAGAUUUCUCACACCUUCUCCAACUAUGGGCCCGGGGUGCGUUUCAUCCGUUUCGAGCAUGGUGGCCAGGACACUGUCUUCUGGAAGGGCUGGUUUGGGGUGCGGGUGACCAACAGCAGCGUGAUGGUGGAGCCCUAGCCCGGCCUCUAGUCGAGAUGGACGCCCCCCACCCCCCAGCUCUGGGGGCAGCUGUCCACUGGAAAGGGACCCCUGGGUGAGACCAGUGGAAUGGUGGGGGGCAGAGGCAGGCUAAGACUUUAGACCCCUUGUUAGAGCUUGCCUCCUCAGCUCACCUUUAACCUCUCUUCUGCUCGUGGGAUUAGGGGACCAUGACAUAGCCCUCAGAGGAUGGGAGCUGGCUGCUUGUUGCCCCCUCAGUUAUUUUGGGGAUUUCAGUUUCCUCUCUUUUCCCCCUGUUGACCCCAGUUCCAGGAAAACAAGACAGCACCCCUCUUCAGCUCAGCCCAGCUUCUUUGUUUAUUUCCCCCUUUGCUUUUUGCCCUGGAAGCUUGACAUAAGGUGGCAGAAUCUUUGCUGUAAAUCCUAUGCCUGUCUCUCUCUCUGUCUCUCUCUCGCUCCUAAUGAUCCCCAGCUCAAUGGAUGGUCAGGGAGUCCUGGACCUCUGGAACAAUACUGCAGUCUCAUUACCAAAAGUGCCCAAGCAAUUGAUGGAAAAAAUAAAGGUUGGGGGAAAUAAUAGCGGUUAAUGUACAUACAACUUGCAUCUCAGCAGCAUGUCCUUGAUGUAAUGUCAAGCAGCCCCAGAAUGUCCCAGGCUUUCUCCAUCCCUUUACAUCUUCCCCCGGGCCCGCUCCCCACACUCCCCCGUGCUUCCAGCUCUUGAUGGGUCAGAUUGGUCGGCCAAACCUGGCAAAACCCUCACUUGGGUUCUGGCCCAGUUCUAUGGCAGCACUGGUCAGGAGCUCCAAUUUCUAGGGCAGGUUUUGUCAGGGGGGUGGGGGGGAGUGCUUGCCCAGAUCUGAACUGCUAGUGCUGUAGGAAAUUACCAGAAUCCCCCAGGCUUCCAUCGGUCUCUCCCAUGUUGGCAUCACUGAGCUGCUGGGAGCCAGUCCUUGGAGGGGGCACGACCCUGGAACAAGGGCCGGGAUUGUGAGGGCUGGAGGAGAUAAGAGGAGACUGAACAGGGCUGGGACAGACUGGUUCUCUCUCAGGGAUGAUGGGAGCCAUGGUUGACACCUGAGAGAACCAUGCUGCCUCCGAGCCCGCAAGGUUAGGGGGAAGGAAAUGGGCCUUUGGGCUCCUCUCUUGAGAAACAGCUCCUCUCCAUCCUGCUCUCCAGCUCUGUCUGACCCCUCCCUCUCUGUCUUCAUGGUUUCCCCCUGAAUGCUCGGACCUGCUGCUGCAGCUGCUGACCUGCAACCCCCACCCAGGUUGCCCUGGGUGCCCUCUGCUCCUCUGCUGGCUGCAGGGCUUAGCGCAGUAAGCGCUCAAUAAACACGAUUGAAUGAAAGAUGCAGCCUCCCCCUCCGUCCUGAGCCUGUACUCUACUACUCUGCUCUGUUGGUGGGAUCCCCACCUUCUCAUGGGCCCCAAGGGCAGGGGCAGAAAUGAAGGAUGGGCAGCCGAAGGUUCAAACAGAAAUCGAAUACUGCUUGAGACUCGGUCUGUAGAGGACGGGUGGAGGUCGGGAGCAGUGGGGGUAGAAGAUACGACCUCUGGGGUCAGGGCACGAGGCCUUAUAAGCUCUUACCCACUUCAUGCUGCUUGAUGCAACCGCUCUCUGAUACUUCCACUCACAUUUGGAAUUACACCAAACUCAGUGCCUGGGAGAGGGGUGUGUUUAUGUGCAAGAAACUGUACUGGCUCCUUUCCAUUUGUUUGUACCUUCAUCCCAGAUUUUGGUGUGGUUUGCACUCUCCCCCCGCCCACCUCCUCUCCUGAGGCAAGUUCUAGUUUCCUCAUUUCUCCCUUCUCCCACAAGCCAGACAUCCCUGAAUGUUCUGUUGGCCUCUAGCCAGGAACCAUCUUUAGAGCCUCUGUAUUGGCUCCUCUGUGUAACGGCACUAAUAAAGCCACCGUGUCUGCUGACCU
Molecule: messenger RNA, 2870 nt
Organism: Tachyglossus aculeatus (Australian echidna)
Lineage: Eukaryota; Metazoa; Chordata; Mammalia; Monotremata; Tachyglossidae
Gene: FBXO2
Product: F-box protein 2
Exons: 6
Coding region: 165-956 (263 amino acids)
Biological process (GO): glycoprotein catabolic process; SCF-dependent proteasomal ubiquitin-dependent protein catabolic process
Cellular component (GO): SCF ubiquitin ligase complex; cytoplasm
Molecular function (GO): protein binding; ubiquitin protein ligase activity
Source: RefSeq, a predicted model, not a curated record